Messenger RNA from Plasmodium malariae, 1785 nucleotides. Its product is annotated as RNA-binding protein, putative. The record is from RefSeq and is a predicted model, not a curated record. Lineage: Eukaryota; Apicomplexa; Aconoidasida; Haemosporida; Plasmodiidae. Gene Ontology annotation, cellular component: nuclear speck; commitment complex; U2-type prespliceosome. The transcript has 2 exons. Gene Ontology annotation, molecular function: poly-pyrimidine tract binding; pre-mRNA 3'-splice site binding. The coding region runs from base 1 to 1785 and encodes 594 amino acids.
AUGAAAGUUGAGGAAAAUAGAAGGAGGGAAACUAAAAAUGAGUCCGAAGUAAGCAAAGGAAGGAGUGGCCUCAAGGGCGAAGAAGAUAUAGAAAGGAGGGUAAAGGAAAAUGGAAGAGGUAGCUCUUUAUUAACAAAGAGGAGUAUAUCACGUUCUACUAGGGUACAACAUAACUCAUUAGAAAAUGAUUUAAAGGGAAAUAAACACAUGCAUGGAAAAAAAAGAAGAAAGGAUAAAAGUACAUCUGAUAUUAAUUCUUCUGUAAUAACAUCCGAUAAGUCUAGUGAGCAUAACAGCUCAGACGAAUACAGACGAAGGAGAAGAAGAAGAGAAGAAAGGGAUGGUCGUCAAAGGGAUGAUCGUCAAAGAGAUGGUCGUCAAAGGGAUGGUCGUCAAAGGGAUGAUCGUCAAAGGGAUGAUCGUCAAAGGGAUGACCGAGAAAGGGAUAGCCGAGAAAGGGAUAGCCGAGAGAGGAAUGAUUACGAAAGGGAAGGACGUGAUAGAAAAAAUGGAUACGAAAGGAAUAGCCACGAUAGAAAUAGUCGAGAAAGAAAUAGCCAUGAAAGAGAUAACCGUAAACCACGCGAACGACAUGAACGACGUGAGAAGGAAGACAGGAGAAAGAAAAGGUCCAGUAAACUUAAUCGAAAUUUAUCAUCAUCCCAUGAACGAUCUAGAUCAAGGGAGAGAAGAAGAAGAAAAUUACAAGCAGAAUGCAUUAAAAAAGCAGGAGGAUUUAAAAAGCUAGCCGAUAUGGAAGGUCAUGAAACAACAAAUGUAUUUUGGGAUGGUUUUCAGUGGGUUGCAAAAACAAAUCAGUCAAAUGUUUUUCAUUUAGAUCCUGCAGUUAUGAAUUCUACAAGAAAAUUAAGGAGGCUUUAUUUUGGUAAUCUACCACUUCAUUUAGGAUUAAGUGAAAAUGAUUUCCAAGAGAUAGUAUGGAAUGAAAUGAAAAAAAGAAAAUAUUGUAAUGAUGAGAAUGUUAAUCCUGUUUUAUAUGUUUGGUUUGCGAAAGAUAAAGGAAAUUAUGGUUUUGUUGAAUUUUCCACUGUAGAAGAAACAGAAAGAGCAUUAACAAUGGAUGGUAUGCUAUGUAAAGGGGUUACUCUUAAGGUCUCAAGACCAAAUGACUAUUCUACAAAUACAGUAAAGCAUAAUCAAAAUACCCUUCUUCAAGCAGUGGCCAAGAAUAAUAAUAAUUUAUUAGCUACUAUCAGCUCCAACAGUGUAAGCGGCAUGAACAACAUAAGCGGUGUGAACAACAUAAGCGGUGUGAACAACAUAAGCGGUGUGAAUAACAUAAGCGGUGUGAACAACAUAAGCGGCGUGAAUAGUAUAAACCCUGCUGGCAAUUUAUAUAAUAAGCCACCUCCCCCCCCUGGUGCCCCUCCACCUUCUGUGCUCAAAGACUCAACAGAUCCUACCUCACUUGAGUACAACAAUAUACAAACAAAGUAUUUAAGAGUAUUAGAAAUCGUUUCUGCAAAUUCAAUUAAUCAUGAAGAUUACUCUUCCAUCUUAGAGGAUAUAAAAGAUGGUUUUCAUACGCAAGGUAUAAUUAUUAAUUCCAUUUUGAUUACGCAGAAAUAUGCACAAACUACUCCAUUCAAUGUAGGUGAUGUUGUAAUUGAAUUUGAAAAUGCUGCUUCAGUUGAUAAGAGUAUUAUAAACAUGUCUAAUAGGAAAUAUGAAGGAAAAGUUAUAAGGAUGAGCAAACUAGAUGAAAAUAUGUAUAAUACCUUUGUUAAACCCAUAAUUCGGGAUCUGUACGAGCGGCGGAUGUGA